GGAACAAAGUUCAAAUGCCAUAAUUUAGACAAUAACAAUUGAGUUCCAGUGAUGAAAGAAGGGGGGGAGCAUGCCAUUCAUACAUAGAGGUGAUGCUACUGAUCCAGGGUCAAUGGGGAAUUUUUUAGUUAUUUUCCCACUAAGAACUUGCCUCAAGUUACCCAUGGACUCCCUUCUGGCCUUGGUGUCCAAGGGUAGGCCACGCUGGAGGUAAGACUGUGCUGUAAUAGGAGAAAACAAUAAAAACAAAAGCAUCACCUUCUGCACUUUAUAUAACUAUUCCUGCUUCCUGAGUCUAUGGAACAGGUAUUAUUCUUAUUUGAUAGACAAGGUCACUGAGCAUCAGAAACCUACUUAUUCAAUAGUCAACAAAUAACUGCUAAGUGCCUCCUAUGUCAGACACUGGGUAAGGUGCUGUGACUUUGUUCAAGGUGACACAGCUGACAAGUACCAUAGGGAGCACCCAAACCCAGUCACUUAACCUCAAGUCCCCUCCAUUCCACGGCUGCCUCAUAGGCUGAGGUCACUGUUGCCACUUAAGACCUCAGGAUGUCAGGGCCAAAGGCCAUGGUGGGAAGGACCACAUGGUCCUUCCUUGCUCCUCUGCAAGGAAAGUGAGGAAUAAAAUCUGCAGAAAUAAAUAAAUGUAGAUACCCAUGUUCCAUUAGUAAUAGCCCUGUCUAUGGUGUAGACUCUUGGGCCAACUCUUGGGCCAGUUAUAGCCCUGUCUAUGGUGUAGACUCUUGGGCCAACUAAGAGUCUGAGACCUAGUCCUCAAGCACGGACCUCUGUUCACAGCAUGAACCCUUUGUCAUAGGUUGUGGAAACAAUGACUGCCAUCCACUCUAGCCAGCCAUCCCUGCUGCCACACAGUUGCAUCAGAGAAGGGGCCAGUCACACACUAUCUCAAGAAUGCCAAAAUCUUCAUGAAUGGGCCACCCUGUGCCUGUAAUCAACAGACAGGUGGGGUGACAGCCAUGGGUCACAUAACUGAGGCCAAACAUGAGAGGCUGGCCCAGAUCAAUAGAUGAGUCAGGGCUCAGAGUAUAAAACCUUGGGCGCUCCAGUGCUCCUAACAUAAGCCAGCAUCUCCUCUCCUCACUCAGCUCCUGGUGCUUCAAGUAAGUGCUUCUCUCUCUCCUUAAACAAGAUGUCUCACCAGAAAAAGCAGCCCACCCCCAUGCCCCCAGUGGGCUGCGGGAAGACCUCCGGCGGGGGCGGCGGGGGCGGCGGAGGCGGCGGAGGCUCCAGCUGCGGAGGCUACUCAGGAGGCGGCGGAGGCUCCAGCUGCGGGGGCUACUCCGGCGGCGGCGGAGGCUCCAGCUGCGGAGGCUACUCAGGCGGCGGCGGCGGCGGCGGCGGUUCCAGCGGGAGUGUGAAAUACUCUGGGGGUGGUGGCAGCUGCGGGGGCGGCGGAGGCUCCAGCUGCGGAGGCUCCAGCUGCGGAGGCUACUCCGGGGGCGGCGGAGGCUCCAGCUGCGGAGGCUACUCAGGCGGCGGCGGUUCCAGCGGGAGUGUGAAAUACUCCGGGGGUGGUGGCAGCUGUGGGGGCGGCGGAGGCUCCAGCUGCGGAGGCUACUCCGGGGGCGGCGGAGGCUCCAGCUGCGGAGGUGGAGGCUCCAGCUGCGGGGGUUACUCCGGGGGCGGGGGAGGCUCCAGCUGCGGGGGCUACUCCGGGGGCGGCGGAGGCUCCGGGCAGCAGGUUCAGUGCCAGAGUUAUGGAAGCAUCUCUAGCGGCGGCUGCGGCGGGGGCUCCUCCGGCUGCGGAAGCGGCGGGGGCUCCUCCGGCUGCGGGGACGGCGGGGGCUCCUCCGGCUGCGGGGGCGGCGGGGGCUCCUCCGGCUGCGGGGGAGCUGGCUACUUCUCGUCGCAGCAGACCACCCAGACCUCCUGCAUGCCGCAGCAGAGCUACGGAGGGGGGUCUUCCUGCGCUGGGGGCGGCGGCUCCUCUGGAGGCGGCGGCUCCUCUGGAGGCGGCGGCAGCUGCUUCUCCAGUGGUGGGGGGUCGUCCUGCGGUGGGGGCGGCGGCUCCUCCGGGGGCGGCGGCGGCUGCUUCUCCAGUGGUGGGGGGUCGUCCUGCGGUGGAGGCGGCAGCUCUGGUGGGGGCUCCGGAGGUGGCAAGGGCGUCCCGAUCUGCCACCAGACCCAGCAGAAGCAGGCGCCUACUUGGCCAAGCAAAUAAGGCCAGUUGGACGCCGCGGAGACUGAGGAGCUGGAGCCGUUUUCCGUGGGCGCCUAUGGGCUCAGCGCUCUCUUGAUAUUGCCGAAGUUCCCAAAUGCUUCGUGUGUUACACCCAGACGAAGCCUUAGAGUUCUGGGGCUGCUUCUUGUUCUACAGGUUUUCCUCUUUGGUUUCUGUACAACUACCUCCCAACCCCAGUGCCUCCUCAGUCAAUAAAUUUGCAAUUCAUGAGAA
Leopardus geoffroyi (Geoffroy's cat) is the source of this 2416-nucleotide messenger RNA. It is a transcript of the gene LORICRIN, whose product is annotated as loricrin cornified envelope precursor protein. Bases 1151 to 2182 code for a protein of 343 amino acids. Lineage: Eukaryota; Metazoa; Chordata; Mammalia; Carnivora; Felidae. The record is from RefSeq and is a predicted model, not a curated record. Gene Ontology annotation, cellular component: cornified envelope. Gene Ontology annotation, molecular function: structural constituent of skin epidermis. The transcript is spliced from 2 exons.